ACGCACGCACGCACGAACGAACGAACGAACAAAACGCGGUUUUGACAGCUCCGGCUGGUCUGGCCAGCGCGGAGAAAACGCACCUUCGUGAUACGCAAUCCCUGACGCGUGAUCCACAUUUUAUAAUUAAAUCCGUGCCUCCCUCGUGUCAAAUACUAGUGAAUCGCAACCCUGUCUGGAACACUGGACGCAUCCUAAUUGGAAUGUCCACAUGAGGCUGCUGAAAUUCUUGCUUCGUUAUUUCCCACCAGGUCUCGCUCUGGAGUACACGCAGGGCGGUGAUAUCAAGACAAAAAUGAUCGAUUUAUUGGACUUGUCAGCCGAAACGGACGUAAGAGCAUUAGCGGAAAGCAUAAAAGCGGCCGAACCCAUAAUAACCGAAAGUGUAAUGGACCAGUUAGUCGAAACUUUGCAGAAGCUACAGGCUAAAGUUUGCGAUACGGAUACCAAGCGCUAUUACAAAUACAAAACCUUACAUACGCAUCUUUUACCAGUCACUAAUAUAGCCCUCGAUAAAUUAGGUAAAAGAUGCUUGACGGGCAGCUAUGACCGAACUUGUAAAGUUUGGGACAUUGACAGUGGAGCGGAGCUUUUUACUCUCGAAGGCCAUAAGAACGUGGUCUACGCCGUCUCGUUCAACAAUCCAACUUCAGACAAAAUUGUGACCGGAUCCUUCGACAAAACGGCGAAGGUCUGGUGCUCGCGGACGGGUCACUGCCUCGCAACCAUGUGGGGUCACGAUGCGGAAGUAGUGGUGGCUAAAUUCUCACCGACGCAAUGCAAGCUCGCGACCGGUUCCAUCGACGCGACGUCAAAAAUAUUCCAUAUAGAAACCGGUCAGGAAUUGGGUACGUUACGGGGACACACGGCAGAAGUUAUUGCGCUGCAUUACAACGACGAUGGAAAUCAGAUCAUAUCGGGUUCCUUCGACGGUACCGUGAACAUCUGGGAUACAAGAACAUUUGCGCGAACAAGUGUGUUAAUCGGUCAUCGCGAGGAAUUGUCCAACUGUCUCUAUAAUUUCGAUUGUUCGUUGAUUGCGUCGUCCUCGAUGGAUAAAACCGCAAAAGUAUGGGACGCAAGAAUGAAUUCUUGCUUGGCUACUUUGUUGGGACACGACGACGAAGUUCUGGAUCUCGCUUUCGACAACAAUGGCAAAAGACUGGCAACAGUCAGUAGCGAUACUACCGCACGAGUUUGGGAUAUAAGCAGCAAUUUCCAACAGUUGGCUCUUAUGAAAGGCCAUCGGGAAGAAGUAUCGAAAGUUUGCUUUAGUCCGAAUGGUCAUCAACUUCUAACUGCUUCCUUGGACAGAACGACCAGGCUAUGGUCCGCGGACGAUGGCUCCUGCUUUCAGCAAUUGAAAGGGCAUACCGAUGACGUUUUUGCUUGCGCAUUUUCGUAUACCGGAGAUAGCAUAAUUACCGCCAGCAAAGAUAAUACUUGCACGAUUUGGAGGUGACUCGAUUGGUUUCAGGUGUUCGCCUAGCUUUUACUCAUCGCUCUGUUUAUCUUUUACAUUGUAUAUUUUUAUGUUAUCUAAAUAACGGUGCGCGUAUAAUCUAUCGUUUUUCGAUGAACAGACGAGCGAUGAUAUCAAGUGCUUCCGCGUUCUACUGGACAGCGACGUUGACAUUUCAAUAAUGCGGUA
Mycetomoellerius zeteki is the source of this 1651-nucleotide messenger RNA. RefSeq names its product dynein assembly factor with WDR repeat domains 1. The coding region runs from base 212 to 1462 and encodes 416 amino acids. The transcript has 8 exons. Lineage: Eukaryota; Metazoa; Arthropoda; Insecta; Hymenoptera; Formicidae. Gene Ontology annotation, molecular function: protein binding. The record is from RefSeq and is a predicted model, not a curated record.